AUGGGAUCCAAUAAGAAGAACAAGAAGAGCAAGAACAAGAAUGAAAAAUCCAAAGGCAGCGAUGAGAACCUCAUCACUGACUCUCGGUUUUCGUCCGUACACUGGGACCCUAGGUUCCAGAACGUUCCGAAGCACAAGGCGAAGGUGGAGAUCGACUCGCGAUUCGAUCGCAUGUUCUCGGACAAGCGAUUCGGCUCUUCCUCGGUCCCGCUAGACAAACGAGGCAAGCCGAAGAAGCUCGACCAAGGGAAUUCGCUGCGCCAUUACUAUAAAAUCGAAGAGGACGAAGAUAAGGUAAAUUCCGAAGUGAAAAAGAAAGAGAAAAAGAUUGAGGAAGAAGAAGAGAGUGAGGAGUUGGAGGAACUCGGUGGAGAGGAAUCGGAGGAUGACGUGGCGAGUGGUGACUCGGAUACGACGACGGACACAGACACGGAUGCUGAAUAUGAAGAAGAAGUGGUUUUCGAGGACGGUGAGCCUGGAAUGGAGGCGGAAGAUGUACCAGAAAUUGAUAAGGAAACUCACAGGCUUGCUAUUGUUAACCUGGAUUGGAGGCAUGUUAAGGCUGUUGACUUGUAUGCGGUGUUGAGGUCUUUUCUCCCGAAAGAUGGAGAAAUGAAGUCUGUGGCUGUCUAUCCAUCUGAGUUUGGACUCCAGCGUAUGAAAGAGGAAGAACUUCAUGGUCCUGUUGGCCUAUUUGAUGAUGAAAAUGAGAAAAGUGAUGAAGAUGAGGAUGAGGAUGAUGAUGAGCUUGAUGCUCAGAAAUUGCGUGCUUAUGAGAAAAGCAAGCUAAGGUACUAUUAUGCUGUAGUGGAAUGUGAUUCAAGUGCCACAGCAGAUUACCUAUACAAAAAUUGUGAUGGAGUUGAGUUUGAACGGUCAUCAAAUAAACUUGAUUUAAGGUUUAUCCCUGAUUCAAUGGAAUUUCAACACCCACCCCGUGACGUUGCAACAGAGGUACCUGCAAACUAUGUGGGUUUGGAUUUCCAGACUCAGGCUCUGCAACAGAGUAAAAUUGAUAUUUCUUGGGAUGAGGAUGACCCAGGACGUAAGACCUUGAAACGGAAAUUCACUGACGAUCAGCUUUCUGAAUUGGAACUGAAGGAGUUUUUGGCAUCUGAUGAGAGUGAAAGUGAUGAGGAUGAGAAUGAUGAUGCUACAGAGGACAAGUCCGAUAAAAAGAGUAAAAAACGAGAUAUGUACCGCACUUUAAUCCUGUCUGGAAAUGGAGAGGGAGAUGCUUCAGAAGGAGAUGGUGAAGGUGAAGACGAUGACAAGGACAUGGAGAUCACAUUUAAUACGGGCUUAGAGGAUAUAAGCAAGCGCAUUCAAGAAAAGAGAGAUAAGGAAUCAGAAACAGUUUGGGAGGCCUAUCUCAGAAAAAGACGUGAGAAAAAGAAGGCUAGGAAAAACAGAUCUAAGGAUUCAUCAGAGGAUGAGAGUAGCGACACUGAUCGAGAGGCAACAGAAGAUGCAGAUGAUUUCUUUAUUGAAGAGCCUUCAGUCAAAAAAAGUAAAAAGGGUUCUCAAGGUAAAGGUAAAAAAGGAGAUAAAGAAAACCAAGAUACGGAUAGGGAAGCAGAAGCAAGCAGAAACGAGCUUGAGUUAUUACUUGCUGAUGACAAGGGAGCAGAUACAGGUCUUAAGGGCUACAAUUUGAAACGUAAAAAGACUAAGGGAAAGAAGGGUAAAGAAGUUCAAGAAGAGGACAAUAUACCAGCUGUUGAUUACGAAGAUCCACGGUUUUCAGCCCUCUUCACGUCUCCCCGUUUUGCUCUGGAUCCAACAGAUCCACAGUUCAAAAGGAGUGCAGCAUAUGCUCGGCAGUUGGCAUUGAGACAGCAGAAGGGUGACCAAGAAGAAGUGGUAGAAAGGGAAGUAAAAUCUGAUGUCUUGUGGUCAAAGAUAGAGAAAUCGUCAUUAAUCAGAUCAAUAAAGAUGAAAGCCAACCCCUUUGAUGGUAAGAUGUCAAAGAAAGAAGAAAAUUUGCCAUCCAAAGGGAGAAAGGAAAAGAAAGAUAAGCAGGAGGCCCCAAGCUUGGUUGAACCAGUUAAGAAAAAGAAAAAGACCAAAGCUUAA
Prunus armeniaca (apricot) is the source of this 2076-nucleotide messenger RNA. Lineage: Eukaryota; Viridiplantae; Streptophyta; Magnoliopsida; Rosales; Rosaceae. The record is from the annotation of a GenBank genome assembly.